AUGUCGACAAUCCCCUCUACCAGUUCCUCCCAGAACCACUUGUCCGCCUUCAAGGAUCAAGCCAUUGAUGAUCCCUAUCUCUCCGCUCCAUCAGACCUAGAAGACUUCGGCAUUUCGCCCGUCUCGCCCGUCUCGGCUGGCAACCGCGUGACGGGGGAAUACCAGCUAGAUGCGUCCAACGACUUCGAUUUUUCGGUUUGCUCCGAUCCAGCCAUCCUCAGCAGCGUCCAUACGUCCCAGGGCGACGAUCUCCUGUCUUUUGAUGGAUUAGACGCUCAGUUGGCUUCUGGGUCGGGUGACAGCCUUGAACAGGGCACCACAACGCUACAAAAGGACGCGAUCCAUAUCCAAAAUCAUUCUUUUCCCAGUAGUGCUGAGAUGUGCUCCCAACUGCUCAGUCCAGAUCUCACCAACAACCCUAGCCCUGCUUCAGACGUCGCCAACACCGGACAGGACAGCAUGUGCCGCGGGAAACAACCGUCGAGACUUGCCAUCCCCGAACAUCGCCCCAGUAUGGCGUCCCUCCCGACGAGUUCUGGCGCCGACAAUCUGAAUAUAAACCCUACCCCGGUGUCGGUUCACUCCACCAGCCCCGUGGUGAAAGUCUCGAGCUAUUCUCGUGGGGAUUCACCCACGAGAGAAGACGAGCCCGCAAGACGUCGAAACAGUCAUUCAUCCAACCACUUGUCUCCCAGUCGUGGAUCCGAUGAUGCUGAUGAAUUUGACGAUGGCGACAACAAUGCGAACCAUGCGAUCCCAGAAGUCUCGACCUUGCGGUCGGAAGACGGGUCCUGGAUUCCCAAUCCGAUCACUGGCCAAGCGGGCAUCGACCCCUCCUCCCGGGGGGACAUCUAUGUCCCAAGUCCAAACGAAAUGCAGGAGGAGCGCCGGCUCGCAGAGAAGAAGGCAGAUAUUGAAAUCUGGUUUGCCUCCGUCAGCGCGGCGACCAGCCGCGGCAGAGACGAAAUGGCCCCGUCCGACACUCUGCGGGUAAGACCGACCAGGCGUCGGGCAAGAAGUGCGGGGGACACAUCCCGACAAGACUACUUCAGUUUCGACAAGCGAGGCGGCUUUUACUAUGAUGAUUCCAAUAUCCCCGGCCCGGGUGUCCUCGUAGACGAGGCCAGCGAGGAGAGCGAUUCGGAAAGUGAGCCCGAGUCCACCGACUCGCGUCCAGAAUCCCCAGUCGCAAGUGUUCAUGACCGGAUGGAAUCGACGAAGGAGGCAUCUCCCCCCGUGGACUCGGGAGACGCCCCAGAGGAUGAAGAGCCACUGCCCAGGCAGUUCAUUCGGCCGUAUCCGUGGCAGGAUCAUCCACGUUUCCCUGACCCCAUCGAAACCAGGAUGCAACCCGCAACGUCGCGAGAAGCUAUUGCGCGAUUCUUGAAACAGGCCAAGAAUGUCGAAACUGCAUCUCAUUCUGCGACUUGGGGAACGAAAAUGAUGAAUGACUCCGAGGUUAACAGUCUCCUGGAAUCGGACACCUUCUUCAAAAGCCUGUCCAUCAGCAAGAACAAGAAGCUAGAGAGAAGCAGCAGCAACUUGAAACGGAAGAUGUCCCAGUCAAGCCAGCGGCAGUCGAGCUUUGAAUCCGACAGCCACGAUGUCCAAGACAACAAAAGUGAAUCUUCAACAAAACCGAAACCCCAGCGCAAGCUGAGUUUUGGUCGACCCAAAUCUCCCUCCCUCGGAACGGGAAGUGUCGUGGCAGCUGCAAUUGCAGGGCAAGUGGCGGCCAGCAUCGGUGGCCUACAAGCGACAUCUCCCACUGCGGGCGUAGCUUCUCUCAGUCCUUCUUCUUUCACCCGGCGCGUUCGUGGGCGAAGCAAGAGCGACAUUUCAUCGAGCUUGAAACUCCGAUUGAUGGACCUCACGACCAGGGGCGGCGAACACACGGCUGAGAAGACGACAUCGCCUCUAUUGAAGCCUCCAUCCACUGUCGAUAGGCCACAACAGCAACACGAAGGUGCGGACGAGGCCCAUGACGAUGCGGAGGACGACGAUGAGUUGAUGGUGGAUGAAAAGGGCGUGGUGAUGGACUUUCCGCUCCCGUCCCAGCCCAUCAUCCCCACGUACGAGGGCUUUAAAGCGCAGAUUAGCCAGCUAAAUCCACGGAUUGCACCGGCCCUACUCCAUCGCUUCGCUCAGGAACAAGUACGGCGAUACAAGAAGCUGGUCCAGGACAAGGACAAGCAUGCCCAGGCGGUCAGCCAAGGUACCUGUGCAGCAGGCAAGCGAUGCUUCGAUUCCGGCGGCCAGGCUGAGUUGCUACCUCCUCGACCCAGCACACGGGAUCCCAGUUCGACAUACUGUCAGUUCCAGGUCCCGGGCCAUGAGAUCAGUGACGAUGAACCCAAUUCCGCCGUCGACGGCACCGUAUUGCCAGCGAUCUUCCCACCAGGCAUUCCAUUGCCGCCUGUGGAGCGGUUGCCUGCCGAAUUCGAGUGUCCUCUGUGUUUCAAGAUCAAGAGAUUCCAGAAACCAUCAGAUUGGACGAAACAUGUCCACGAAGACGUUCAGCCAUUCACGUGCACGUUCCCCGACUGCACCGAGCCGAAGUCCUUCAAGCGGAAAGCCGACUGGGUGCGGCACGAGAAUGAACGCCAUCGACAGCUGGAGUGGUGGACUUGUAACAUGCCGGACUGCACCCACAAGUGCUUUCGCAAGGACAACUUUGUCCAGCAUCUCGUCCGCGAACACAAGAAGCCGGAACCCAAGGUCAAGAAAGCGAGGUCGCCAGUAUCGGCAGACCCGGCAGAGAACCAGCACUAUGAGCAGGAAAUUGAACAGCUGUGGAGGCAGGUGGAUGCGUGUCACCACGUUACCACCAAGCAGCCUCAAACCGAACCAUGUCGGUUCUGCGGGAAUAUCUGCAACAAUUGGAAGAAACUGACAGUCCACUUGGCUCGGCACAUGGAGCAGAUUUCGCUGCCUAUUCUCAGAUUAGUUGAGGAAAUUCGCCCGAGCAAGUCCACCGCCUCCGAGGGAUCUCGUCCCCAGAACAUGCUAUCACCCAUCAGCCCGGCUACCCGAUCCCACGUCGCGUCCGACGCGUCAGCAGGCGUCAAGGUCGAGCAAACAGUGAAUGCGAACGCUGUUCCCGAACUUUACUACUCGGAGAAUUCCGGUCGAAAUUCAGGCCUGGACGCUUCUCCGUUGCCCAGCCAGAGCGGCCUAUCUCCCGGGGCACCUGCUCACUAUCCCGAAGCAGACUCGGCGAUGAGCAGGGCCUGUUUCCUGAAUCCUCAUCCGUAUCCGCCUGUCCAUCGCAACUCUGUGUCGUAUCCUCCUCCGUACAACGCCAUGCCUCCUCGACAGGCUGCCUCGGCCGCAGACAAUCAGUUCGCGGCGUCCAACCUGGCGUCGAAUCCCUUUGGAUUGACGGUCUCUACGCUGGGAGCCAACGCGAUCUACGACCCACAACAGGAACUGUAUGCAUCGCCCACGACUGAGAAUAUGUAUCUUUACCAAGACGGGGCCGUGGCGACGAUGCCUUACGACGGGUCUGGAGGCAUGGACUAUCAGGCCACGGCACCCGCACAGGGAGACGCCUUGUCUUCUUCAGCCGCCUACAUGCCACACCCUCAAUCAUCCGCCUAUCAGUUCCAGUAG
Molecule: messenger RNA, 3612 nt
Organism: Rasamsonia emersonii CBS 393.64
Lineage: Eukaryota; Fungi; Ascomycota; Eurotiomycetes; Eurotiales; Trichocomaceae
Exons: 2
Coding region: 1-3612 (1203 amino acids)
Source: RefSeq, a predicted model, not a curated record